GGGAAGAAGGGAAGUUGAGAAAGUCUUUGAACCUCAUGGCUUCACACAGCGGCCCUGCCAGUGACUGUUCCUUUGUCAUCGAUCACAGCCAUGUCCCCGAGUUCGAGGUGGCCACCUGGAUCAAAAUCACCCUCAUCCUGGUGUACCUGCUCAUCUUCGUGGUGGGCAUUCUGGGAAACAGUGUCACUAUUCGGGUGACCCAGGUACUGCAGAAGAAAGGCUACUUGCAGAAGGAGGUGACAGAUCACAUGGUGAGCCUGGCUUGCUCGGACAUCUUGGUCUUCCUCAUUGGCAUGCCCAUGGAGUUUUACAGCAUCGUCUGGAACCCCUUGACCACGCCCAGCAAUGCCCUGGCCUGUAAGCUCCACACUUUCCUGUUUGAGGCCUGCAGCUAUGCCACACUGCUGCACGUGCUGACGCUCAGCUUCGAGCGCUAUGUUGCCAUCUGUCACCCCUUCAGGUAUAAGGCUGUGUCAGGGCCCUGCCAGGUGAAGUUGCUGAUCGCCUUUGUCUGGGUCACCUCUGCCCUGGUGGCCCUGCCUUUGCUUUUUGCCAUGGGAGUUGAGUACCCGCUGCUGAACGUGCCCAGCCACCGGGGUCUCCCUUGCAACCACUCCCGUACCCGUCACCACGAGCAACCUGAGACCUCCAACAUGUCCAUCUGUACCAACCUCUCCAGCCGCUGGACCGUGUUCCAGUCCAGCAUCUUCAGCGCCUUCCUCAUCUACCUGGUGGUCCUGGUCUCCGUGGCCUUCAUGUGCUGGAAUAUGAUGCAGGUGCUCAUGAGGAGCAAGCAGGGCACGCUGGCCGGGAAGGGGCCAGAGCCGCAGCUGAGGAAGCUGGAGAGCAAGGAGAGCAGGACGGCCAGGAGGCAGACCAUCAUCUUCCUGAGGCUGAUUGUUGUGACCUUGGCCGUCUGCUGGAUGCCUAACCAGGUCCGGAGGAUCAUGGCUGCAGCCAAACCCAAGCACGACUGGACGAGGUCCUACUUCCGGGCGUACAUGACCCUCCUCCCCUUCUCGGACACCUUCUUCUACCUGAGCUCCGUCUUCAACCCGCUCCUGUACAACGUGUCCUCGCAGCAGUUCCGCAGCGUGUUCCGGCAGGUGCUCUGCUGUCACCUGACCCUGCGCCACGUCAACCAGGAGAAGCGCCUGCGAGCGCAGGCAGCCUCCACCGCAGACAGCACCCGCUCAGCGCGCCGCGCGCUCAUCUCCGUUGCUUCCAGGCGCAGUUCCUCUGCAAGGAGAACUAACAAGGUUUUCUUAAGCACUUUUCAGAGUGAGGACAAACCCGAGCCUCAGCCCCAGCAACUGAGUCUCGAGUCAUCAGAGCCCAGCUCGGAGACAAAGCCAGCCAAUUCUGCCGCAGAGAAUGGUUUUCAGGAGCACGAAGUGUGAGUGUCAAGUACAGAAGGCCCACCCUCCACAGAAGCAAUGGGUGCCCUCAUGCAGCGGUGACCAACCUGUGCCCUUGUCACCGCCAGGAGUGGACGCUGUGG
Manis pentadactyla (Chinese pangolin) is the source of this 1501-nucleotide messenger RNA. It is a transcript of the gene GPR39, whose product is annotated as G protein-coupled receptor 39. The transcript has 2 exons. The record is from RefSeq and is a predicted model, not a curated record. Gene Ontology annotation, biological process: G protein-coupled receptor signaling pathway. Gene Ontology annotation, molecular function: G protein-coupled receptor activity. The coding region runs from base 36 to 1400 and encodes 454 amino acids. Gene Ontology annotation, cellular component: membrane. NCBI's taxonomy places the organism in Eukaryota, Metazoa, Chordata, Mammalia, Pholidota, Manidae.